This is a messenger RNA of Chlorocebus sabaeus (green monkey), 5563 nucleotides long. The record is from RefSeq and is a predicted model, not a curated record. Lineage: Eukaryota; Metazoa; Chordata; Mammalia; Primates; Cercopithecidae.
GCCGCCGCUGGGCUCCGCCUCGCCCGGCUACGCAGGCGGCAGGGCUGCGGCACGGGCCGGGCGGCACCAUGGCGGCGGCGGCGCCUGCUGCUGCGGCGGCUUCUUCCGAGGCGCCGGCGGCGAGUGCAACUGCAGAGCCCGAGGCCGGGGACGAGGACAGUCGCGACGUUCGAGUGUUGCAGAGCCUGCGGGGCAAGAUCUGUGAAGCAAAAAAUUUAUUGCCAUAUCUUGGACCCCACAAAAUGAGAGAUUGUUUCUGUACCAUUAAUUUGGACCAGGAAGAAGUUUAUCGUACCCAAGUUGUGGAAAAAUCUUUAAGCCCAUUUUUCAGUGAAGAAUUUUACUUUGAGAUUCCAAGAACUUUCCAGUAUUUGUCUUUCUAUGUUUAUGAUAAGAAUGUUUUACAAAGAGAUCUUCGUAUAGGAAAAGUAGCCAUCAAAAAAGAAGACUUGUGUCAUCACAGUGGCAAAGAAACUUGGUUUUCAUUACAGCCUGUUGACUCCAAUUCAGAGGUUCAGGGUAAAGUUCACCUUGAAUUAAAACUGAAUGAACUGAUAACGGAGAAUGGAACUGUGUGCCAGCAGCUUGUUGUACACAUCAAGGCAUGCCAUGGGUUGCCUCUCAUAAAUGGCCAAAGCUGUGACCCUUAUGCAACAGUUUCUCUAGUGGGCCCUUCUAGGAAUGACCAAAAGAAGACAAAAGUAAAGAAGAAAACAAGCAAUCCGCAGUUUAAUGAAAUCUUUUAUUUUGAGGUAACCAGAUCCAGUAGUUACACCAGAAAGUCCCAGUUCCAGGUGGAAGAGGAGGACAUUGAAAAGCUAGAGAUCAGGAUCGACUUGUGGAACAAUGGAAACCUGGUCCAAGAUGUUUUCCUAGGUGAGAUUAAGGUUCCUGUGAAUGUAUUAAGAACUGAUUCCUCUCAUCAAGCCUGGUACUUGCUACAACCAAGAGACAAUGGAAACAAGUCAUCCAAAACUGAUGACCUGGGGUCUCUUCGAUUAAAUAUAUGUUAUACAGAAGACUACGUGCUUCCUUCAGAGUACUAUGGUCCUUUGAAAACUUUGCUGCUAAAAUCACCAGAUGUUCAACCAAUAUCUGCCUCAGCUGCUUACAUUUUGAGUGAAAUAUGUCGAGAUAAAAAUGAUGCUGUUUUGCCCCUUGUACGACUGCUGCUGCACCAUGAUAAACUUGUUCCUUUUGCCACUGCUGUGGCUGAAUUAGACUUGAAGGAUACACAAGAUGCAAACACAAUUUUUAGAGGAAAUUCCUUGGCUACCCGAUGUCUGGAUGAGAUGAUGAAAAUAGUGGGAGGGCACUACCUGAAAGUAACAUUAAAACCUAUUCUUGAUGAGAUAUGUGACUCCUCAAAAUCCUGUGAAAUAGAUCCUAUUAAAUUGAAAGAGGGAGAUAAUGUAGAAAAUAAUAAGGAGAAUCUGCGCUACUACGUAGACAAGUUAUUCAGUACAAUUGUAAAAUCAAGUAUGAGCUGUCCCACUGUAAUGUGUGAUAUCUUUUAUUCUCUAAGGCAGAUGGCUACUCAGAGAUUUCCUAAUGACCCUCAUGUUCAGUAUUCUGCAGUGAGCAGCUUUGUAUUUCUUCGUUUCUUUGCUGUAGCCGUAGUAUCACCUCAUACUUUUCAUUUGCGACCUCAUCAUCCAGAUGCACAGACAAUUAGAACAUUAACUCUCAUCUCAAAAACUAUACAAACUUUGGGAAGCUGGGGGAGUCUGUCCAAAAGCAAGUCAAGUUUCAAAGAGACAUUCAUGUGUGAAUUUUUCAAAAUGUUUCAAGAAGAAGGAUAUAUUAUGGCAGUUAAAAAGUUCUUGGAUGAAAUUUCAUCUACUGAAACUAAAGAGUCCAGUGGUACGAGUGAGCCUGUGCACCUGAAAGAAGGUGAGAUGUAUAAAAGAGCUCAGGGAAGAACUCGGAUUGGAAAAAAGAAUUUUAAGAAACGAUGGUUCUGCUUAACAAGCAGAGAGCUCACCUACCACAAACAGCCAGGUAGUUGUGUUUAUGCUUUAUUAUGGGGUUUUUCCUGGUUCUCGGUAUUGCCUAUGAAGAUGUUCCAAGUAAUACAUACGGAGAAGCCACUCUAUGUCCAGGCAAAUAACUGUGUAGAAGCUAAUGAAUGGAUAGACGUACUCUGCAGGGUGAGCCGAUGCAAUCAAAACAGGCUCAGUUUUUAUCAUCCCUCAGUGUAUCUGAAUGGAAAUUGGCUCUGCUGUCAGGAGACCGGUGAAAACACUCUCGGCUGCAAGCCAUGUACUGCAGGUGUCCCUGCAGACAUCCAAAUAGAUAUUGAUGAAGACAGAGAAACAGAAAGAAUUUAUUCCCUUUUUACCCUCAGUUUACUUAAGCUGCAGAAGAUGGAAGAGGCUUGUGGAACUAUUGCAGUCUAUCAAGGACCACAGAAAGAGCCUGAUGAUUAUUCUAACUUUGUAAUCGAGGAUUCUGUAACAACCUUUAAGACAAUUCAGCAAAUAAAAAGCGUAAUUGAGAAGCUGGAUGAACCUCAUGAAAAAUAUAGGAAGAAAAGAUCCAGUAGUGCAAAAUAUGGGAGCAAGGAAAAUCCAAUUGUUGGGAAAGCAUCUUAGAGUUUAACAGAUUGGUUCAGAAGAACUGGAAAAUAUUAUUUUUCUUGGAGCUUUUCAAUUCAUCAUAUAUUUUGUUCAUAGUAUUUAAGAAUGAACAUUCGCUUCAAUGUCAUCUGCCUCCACAUUGUAUUUAAUAUUUAAUAAUUGAAAUUAAUUGUUUGGGAAUCCUGGUAUUGAUGUAUUACUAGAGAAUUUAAAGCCCAGGAUUCCCUUCAUACCUGUGUGACCAAAUCUAUAUUUCUGCAACUUCUUUUUAAUCGAAAGAAUCUUCCUAGAAAAGCUUUGUAACAAAGGGAGAACUCCUCCGUAGCAAGAAAUCAUCUCUUCUUAUAACACUCUGUUCUGUGGACUUGUUUUGACUACCAUCAGUGCCUGCUCUAUACUGCCAACAUUGUGUUUUACUAGAAAAUUCCAAUUCAUGACAGUUCGGAGCUUUUCAUUUAGUUCAUGUAGACCCUCCCGCUUUAAAAAAGAAAAAAAGUGAGAAAUGAUUUUCCUUUGAUCCAUCAGUCAUUACAGGUUCCAUUCAAGACAGUGAUAGAAAUUUUAGAAAACUGCCAGAGCAUCCUUGAAAGUUGCUAGAUCCUUUUGCCUAAAGAUGUAAACAAAACUCAAGACAGGAGGAAUCAGGGAAUACGUGCUAUUGUGUGCAUCUUGUUUACAUUUGGAAUCAGUGAUGGCAAAAGAAAUAAUGAGACCUCUGAAAUUGUUUUCAUUGUUUUAAAUACCAGGUACUCAUUUUCUUGAUUUGAAAGUUUAACAUGACUUCUAAGGACAUCUCUUCUGAAAAAGAAAGUAAACAGGGAAUGAAGGAUGCCCUCCUCAUAGUGUUUGGUUCUGCUCUUACUCGAGAACGGUCACUCGGCGCACUUUAACAAUCUGGACUGCUCCAGAUUAUACUUUAGAUACUUCAUGGUAUCUAAUCUUUAUGAUCAGUUGAAUGAUCAGUGUUUAAGUCUAAAAAUAAUGCUUUCCUGAAAAUGUUUAUAUUUCAUUACUGUUUCCUUAUUGCCUGCUAGCCAAAUGGAAUUUGGGCAAGCAACUCUUUGAAGACUUUUUUUACCCUAGAAAUUUACUUUUGUCCUAAAAACCCUAACUGUAAAUAAGCAGUCGAAGCAAGUUGCCACCUUGAAUUUGAGGGAUACACUUUGCUUCAUCAGUAUUAAAAACCAUGGUACUUUUAUUUUGUCUUUUUUAAUUCAAAACAUUUUCUAAAUGUGGUACUUUAAACCUUGGAGUAUUUACAUGUUUCUGUUCAAAACUGUGACUUAUUAAUGUAAGUCUGCUAGUAGUACUUUUUUUGUUUCCCUGAGCAUAAGCUAUAUUUCAAGAUAUACUUUGCCAAUUUUGUUAUUGGUGGGUAAUUGUUUUUAAAUUAUAUUGUUACUAGGUAAUUAUUUUUAAAGACUACUGGCAUACCAUCAAAGUUGUUCCAUAAAAGAAUAUAACUGAGCAAUGUAUUUCUCUAAAUGACUUGUAAAAAUCAAUGAGUUACAUUUAAGUCUGCAUUAUGGUAGAUUAUUACUCCUGGCUCAUUUUGAAGACAAGUUUGAAAAAGUCCUUAAAUUUUAUAAGCUUGUAGAUUCCAUAAACUACACUGAUUUAUACAUUUGAAAGAAUUUAGCCAUUUAAUAAAUUUCUCAUUCUCAACUUGCAUUUAGAUUAAAAUUCUUUUUAUGAGUCUCUGAAAUGUCUACCUGCGAAGAACAUGUAAACAUUGCCAGGUACCAGUCAUUAUUCUUUAGUGGCUUUUUAGUCCUCUGCUAUUUUUUUUAAGGCAAAAGAAAUAUUCAUCUAACAUUUCUAAUAUCAAAUCCCCAAUUGUGAUUGUUUUUAAAGAUCAUGGCAUGAUCACAGGGACCAAGGCUGUGUGCAUACAUAACUCUGGAUUUGAAAGGAGGAGAGUUCAGCCAUCUAGUUCUUUUCUUCACAUGACACUUUUAAAACAGCCAGUUUGACUGAAAUUAACCAACUUGGCACAGCCUAAAAAGAAGUAAUGUGAAAUUAAAUUAUUUUUCUUUGAAAGUCUUUUGAAAUAAGAGACCAUGUAAGUAGGACCCUAAGAUAACCAAGGAAUUUGCCUCCAGGGCCCUCAUUCCUCUGCCAUUACUUACAAAUUUUUUAAUUUUUACUACCUAAUACUCUUUCUCUACCUUUUCCACAUUUGAAAACAUACAAGGCAGCUCACUUCAUCCAAAAACCUAAAAACUCCAGGAAGGAAAGAAAAGAUGAUAUGGAGAAACUUGCCAUAGAUGCCGGUUCUGGUUCUUAGUUUAGCCAUUUCCAUCAGUUGAAAUUGUGGUGUGAUCUGUGCUUGUUUUGUUGUUUUGUUUUUGUUUAGCUUUGUUUUUUAAUAUUCAUUUAAUAAGAUGAUGGGCAAUAGCAAAGAUUUUUACUCCCAGGAAUAUAAUUUAUCAAAUUGAACUAUUUUAUUUGCCAAAGAAACUUGUUUUUAAUAUCACGGGUAAUGGGUAAGUGUCAAAACUAGGCUUUUUUUAAUUAAACAAAAGAAGGUGACGAAUGAUAUGGCUUUUGUUUCUGUUUCUGAAGCCUGAUUUCAUUUAUGCCAGGUUUUGAAAAACAUCUUUUUAUUAAGUGAAAGCACCUUUAAUUUGCUCUAACGGUACAUCCUGUAAAGACAGAAUUCUGCAUAGCAUUUUAGGUGUUUUUACAGUAUGUGAAAAAUACAAGACUCAUUCUAGAGUUAAAUUACCAAUCUUGGUUGAUAUUAUCUGCUUCCAUUUUUAUUAAUUUGGAAAUUAAUAUGUUGCUAGUAAAUAUUGGUUUUUACAGUACCCAGUUUGAAAAUGUAAGUUAUCAAAACUUAAUGUAGUGAAUUUGUUUAACCAUGUUGUAUUGUUGAGAAUGUAUUUUUAUUUAAAUUUUAUUUUCUUAUCAAGAGUAUUAUAAAAAUUAACUUUUGUAACUGUCGCUUGGAAAUAACUCAAAUAAAUUACAAGAAGCCUGUC